Vespa mandarinia (Asian giant hornet) is the source of this 1263-nucleotide messenger RNA. RefSeq names its product RAS oncogene family member Rab5 (gene Rab5). The record is from RefSeq and is a predicted model, not a curated record. NCBI's taxonomy places the organism in Eukaryota, Metazoa, Arthropoda, Insecta, Hymenoptera, Vespidae. Gene Ontology annotation, molecular function: GTP binding; GTPase activity.
AAGAGAAAGAGAGAGAGAGAGAAAGAGAAAGAGAGAGAACGAGAAGCGAAAAAAUUAUCACUUGUGACAUGCAAAUCCUGUUUGGCAUAUAAAGAAUCACGGGUUUUUUUAUCUUUCAUGAUCGUCAUUUUACAAGCUGUAUUAACUGAUUGAAUAUUUUGUAUAUUGAUGACGCUUUAACGGGUGGUGACAAGUACUCAGGGCUGUAACAAUUACCUGCGCAUCAUUUUAUUCUCUUUUAUUUAUUAUUAUUUUUUUCCUUUCUGUUUCUAUCCCCAUUUUUCUAUGUAGUCUCUUUUUAUUCCUCUCCCUUUCCCUUCCUAACAUGUUUCGUUUCCCUAUCUCUGUCUAUCUGCUUGUCUUUCUCUCUUAUUCGUUACACUACUUAUUACUGGUUCGCGUUUGGCGGUAUCUUUUCAUUUCUCUCUAUCUCGGUCUUUCUCUGCUGCUCACACGCUUUAGGUGUGACGUAUACAUGUUUCAUGCUUUCAUCUCUUUUUCUCAUGAUAUUUGCAAUGCAUCGCUUUAACGGUUUUUCGUGAUUUUUCGAUGAAAAUAUUAAUUUGUCCGCCGAUACUAUUGUCCAAGUGUUUUAGAAUGACAGAGAUCAUGGCUAAUCGAGGUACUGCUCAAAGGCCAAAUGGUUCAACACAGGGAAAAAUAUGUCAGUUCAAACUCGUGUUACUAGGAGAAUCUGCAGUUGGAAAAUCAAGUUUGGUUCUUAGGUUUGUUAAAGGACAGUUCCAUGAAUAUCAGGAAAGCACGAUAGGAGCUGCAUUUUUAACGCAAACUGUAUGUUUGGAUGACACGACUGUAAAGUUUGAGAUAUGGGACACAGCAGGUCAAGAACGUUAUCACAGUCUUGCACCAAUGUAUUAUCGAGGUGCUCAGGCAGCAAUUGUUGUGUAUGAUAUUACAAAUCAGGACACAUUUGUGCGUGCACAAACGUGGGUAAAAGAAUUGCAACGGCAAGCCAGUCCAAGUAUAGUUAUAGCAUUAGCAGGCAAUAAAGCAGAUCUCACAAACAAAAGAGUCGUUGAAUAUGAUGAAGCUCAAGCAUAUGCUGAUGAAAAUGGUCUUUUAUUUAUGGAAACAUCAGCCAAAACAGCAAUGAAUGUUAAUGAUAUAUUUUUAGCAAUUGCUAAAAAGCUUCCGAAAAAUGAGCAGUCAGGAAGUGCAAGUACAAGUGGGCAAGGCCGUCGGCUCGUUGAAUCAGAAGGGCAAAAAGCAGCAACCGGCAAUUGCUGCAAGUGAUUAUCCAAA